AAUCUCCCUUUGCUGGUUGGGUAAACGCCUCCCUUCCUCCUUCUGUUAUAUGGCACUUUCCUCUUCUCUGUUCCCGGCAAUUCAGUGAAGCCCACCACACUAAAACUUAACCCCUAGAAAAAAUUUACAAACUUUGCUGAAUAUUCUGUGCUUUUGAGGUAUAUUUUCGCUGGUCUCCUCCAUUGUGUGUACUAUUUCUGAAAUGGCGUCGUAUAAGGAGCAUGAGAAGGAUCAAGACGAAGAUGGAGGAACGUCGGAGCUCAGCAACAUGGCCGGUGAGCCAGAACGAGACCCUGCAACCACUAACGAGGGUACGAGUAGUACGACGGCGUUUCAAGUGUUGCCGUUGAAGGACGAGCCAAAUGAUUCGGACUUGGACCGAAAGAGUGAGGCUCCUCGAGUUGAGGCUGGUCAGGUGGCGAUGCAUUUGCAUAUGCCAAUGCACUUGCCGGCGAAGACAACUCGACGGUCAUCGACGAAGGACCGCCACACAAAGGUGGAAGGUCGGGGACGGAGGAUCCGAAUACCAGCCACGUGUGCUGCUCGGAUCUUUCAGCUCACUCGGGAGUUAGGCCACAAGUCUGACGGCGAAACUGUGCGUUGGCUUCUGGAACACGCCGAGCGGGCCAUCGUCGAGGCCACCGGCACCGGCACCGUCCCGGCCAUCGCUGUCUCCGUCGGCGGAACUCUUAAAAUUCCCACAACGUCCAAUAAUUCCAAUGACGAAACCUCCAAGAAGUGGAGACGACCAUCAAAUAGCGAGUUCGUAGAUAUGAACGACGCCGUUUUGCAGUCUUACGGGUUGGCGCCGAUUCAACCCGUGGUUCCACAAGGUCUAGUGCCGGUCUGGCCAGUGGGAAGCACAGGUAUGGUGGUUCCUGCUAACGCCUUUUGGAUGAUCCCUCCGGCGGCAGCGACGCAGUUGUCAGCCGGAGUCACUGGAUCGUCCAACCAGCAACCUCAGAUAUGGGCUUUUUCCCCAGCAGUGACCCCGGCAUUCAACAUGCCGGCAGGACCCAUGGAAGCAACGUCAAGUAUUCCAACCGGCGUAGAAGUUUCCGGCAGCAAGUCUAACACGGCGGGGCCAAAGGUAGCGAGGAGUUCAACUAUGGCGCCAAGCGUGAGCUCAAGUGGGAGUGUUAGCGGAAGCAGAGCUCGGAUGUUGAGGGAUUUUUCUUUGGAGAUUUUUGACAAGCAAGAGUUGCAGUUGAUGGGGCGGCGAUCAGAGGAUCAACCGGAGGAAGCUUCGAAACAAUGAGGAAGAGGCAAGUCAAUGGAGAAGAAGAAGAGGCCGUCGUGUUAAUUAAAACAAUAUAAGUGAAAGUGAUUAAAUUAAAAGUCUUGAUAUUAGUAUGCAUGCAUGUUUGAACUUUGAAGUGUGAACGAAUAGUGAUUCUCCAAAUGCAACUUUGUCGUUUGGUUGGUUAUAAUAUUAUGCUCGUAUGAAACUGAUAAC
Prosopis cineraria is the source of this 1456-nucleotide messenger RNA. Its product is annotated as transcription factor TCP9-like. Gene Ontology annotation, cellular component: nucleus. The coding region runs from base 203 to 1258 and encodes 351 amino acids. The transcript has a single exon. Gene Ontology annotation, molecular function: DNA-binding transcription factor activity; sequence-specific DNA binding. Lineage: Eukaryota; Viridiplantae; Streptophyta; Magnoliopsida; Fabales; Fabaceae. The record is from RefSeq and is a predicted model, not a curated record.